AUGUCGUCUCUAACUUCUCUCGCCAUUGUAUCAAUUUUCAUAUUUUCUCUAUCGAGUGUUUCAUCUGAUUGUACCAGUUGUUGUAAUUAUAAUAUUGGCUGUAGUACAGCUUAUAAAGGCGGCCCAGCCAGAUCAACUUGUGGUUCCUACGCUUAUUGCAAUAGUUAUUAUUAUUGGGGAAAUUUGACACUUGCUGGACUAAUCGGCGUCAUUGCCGGUAGUAUUUUCGGAUGUAUCUUUUUAAUCGCAUUAUGUCACUAUUUGUGCAAAAGACAACGACGACAUACAGGAGCACCUGUAAUACUUUUACCACCAACAUUUCAGAAUCCUGGUAUCCGUCAAGCACCGCCACCUUAUGUAUCUUCUACUAAAGCAUAA
Molecule: messenger RNA, 378 nt
Organism: Rotaria socialis
Lineage: Eukaryota; Metazoa; Rotifera; Eurotatoria; Philodinida; Philodinidae
Source: the annotation of a GenBank genome assembly